AUGGCAGCAUAUGUUCGCUCAGGGAAAUUAGUAUAUGCUAGAGAACUUUUCGCAAUCAUGAAAGCCAAAAACAUGGUAGACGUAGCUUCGUAUACGACGUUGAUAGCUGCUUAUGCACGUCUCAAUGACAUUUUUUCCGCGCGCAAGCUAUUACACGAGAUGCAUCAAGUAGGGAUAAAAAUGGACAUUAUUCUGUACAAUACUAUGAUCAAUGCAUCUUUUAAAAACAAUGACAUCAGGAAUGCUCAGAAGUAUCUAGACGAGAUGACAGCUGCCGGACAUAAACCAGACAUUAUUACAUUCAAUACUCUGAUGACAGGGUACAGUAAGCUAAAUAAUACCAUUAAAGUGGAAGAAAUAUUUAAAAGCUUGACCGAAGCAAAUAUAGAGCCAAGGAUAGAUACUUACAACAUAUUAUUGUCAUUAUACGCCCGCAAUAGAAGCAAAAAGGCAGCGCAAGUGUAUGAAACAAUGAGAUCACAAGGAGUUAAGCCUUCGAUGAGAACUUUUAAUUCUCUUAUAUUUAUGUAUCUUUCGAACAACGAUCAUCAGAAAGCGCGGGAAGUAUUUCGCAUGAUAUCUGAAUACGGAUUGAAACCAGAUUUGGUUACGUACAGUACGUUCGUUGCUGCAUUUGUAAAUAUAGAUGACUUGCAGGGAGCGGAGGAGACGUUGAAGGAAAUGAAGAAACAAGGAGUCAUGCCAAACAUAUUUAUUUUUAACAAAUUGUUGGCAGGAUAUCUACGGUCAUAUGGUUUAUCUUCGUUCGAGCAGAUAUUAAUCGAGAUGCGUAAUCACGGAAUAUCUCCUGACCAUGUGACAUAUAAUACGUUGAUGCAAUAUAUUAAAAAGCAACAAAAUGACGACAGUUUCGAGAAAACUCUUGAGCAAUAUGCAAACAUGUUAAAGAAUGUUAUUCGCCCUUCUGAUAGGACGUUGAAUAUUUUACUUGAUGCGGCUGCUAUGAAAGAUAUUAGACAAUCGGAAUAUGUAUCGAGGCAUAUGACAGCGACAGAUCAACAACCAAACAACGGGAAAGAAUUCAUCAGAACAGUGUUGCGUGAAAUGAAGGCGAAGGGCAUAGAACUGAAUAUAGUAACAUAUUCCAUCCUAAUGAAGAGUUUUGUAUAUCAUGGAGACAUGGUAAGCGCGGAAGAAGCAUUAUGUGCUAUGAGAUCGAGUAAAAUACCGGCCAAUAAGUAUAUAUAUACUCAAUUAAUAAAUGGGUACGGUAAGACAGGUAAUGUAACAAUGGUGGAAAGAUUGGUUGAAGAGAUGACAACUAUGAACAUAUCCAAAGACUUGAAAGUAUAUACAUCUCUUCUCAAUGCGUAUGCGUACAAUGGGAGAAUAGACGACGCGAUGCGAACGUUCGGGGAAAUGUGGUCAGUCAAACUUAUUCAAGAUAAUGUCACUUAUACCUCUUUGAUGAACAUGUUUGCCAAGAAAGGAGACAUAUACAAUACGCAACAAGUUUUUGACCAUAUGCGUAAGAUCGGACUUCCUUCAGAUGUAAUAUCGUACACAGUACUAUUGACAGCAUACGUAAUGAACAGAGAUCCGCACGGAGCAAGUAAUGUGUAUAAAGAGAUGGUUAACAUGGGAAUGGUUCCCGAUUCGGUUGUUAUGGUCACUAUUUUUUCGCGUCCCAUUGAGUUUGCAAAGGCAUUUUUAUUGCAUACUGUUGGAAACGACACUGAGGCGCUGAAUGAAAUACUUAUAAACAUAAUCAUGGAGCCUGUUUUGGCCCAGUUGGCAUAUGAGCUGUUUAUAUGGAUGGCAGAAGGCGCUCAAAAGGUAUCAGACGGAAUAAAGUUACCAUCGGAGCAAAACAAAAUAAGACAUACGCAUUACAAUAGUAAUGCGAACAACAAUACAACUAGCAAUAACGAUAUCGUUACGGUUAUACCAUCAUCACACCGCUCAAUGUUGGUUCCAAACGAACAGACAUUUCGAAUCAUAUUCCAAAAAUUCGAAGAAACUCAUCAAACAGAGUAUAUCCUUAAACUUUGGUCUCACUUGUAUCAAAUCGGUUAUUUUCCGUUGCCAUCGAUUGUAUAUAAAACUGUAUUAAAAACAUUAUUAGGGAGUGGAUCGAUUGACAAGGCAAUGGAAGUAUGGAAGAUUUUUAUGGCAACUGAGCCAUCGCAUUUCUCCCGGUCACAACUCAAAAGAGUGUUUGUACAAUAUCACGUAAACGUUGAUUGA
Messenger RNA from Paraglomus occultum, 2208 nucleotides. NCBI's taxonomy places the organism in Eukaryota, Fungi, Glomeromycota, Glomeromycetes, Paraglomerales, Paraglomeraceae. The record is from the annotation of a GenBank genome assembly.